Molecule: messenger RNA, 977 nt
Organism: Amphimedon queenslandica
Lineage: Eukaryota; Metazoa; Porifera; Demospongiae; Haplosclerida; Niphatidae
Product: deoxynucleoside triphosphate triphosphohydrolase SAMHD1-like
Exons: 9
Biological process (GO): dGTP catabolic process
Cellular component (GO): nucleus
Molecular function (GO): dGTPase activity
Source: RefSeq, a predicted model, not a curated record
UGGAUCCUGCAUGUUUAACUCUUGAUCGCUACAUAUCUGAUGACUGUUUAACAGAAUUGCUACCCCAACUAGCUGUUAUCUUGCACUCUGAGGGUAUUAUUGAAAAAAUUAAGCUGUCCCCAAAUGAUCAACUGCACUCAAUUAAAGUGGCACUGUGGAAAGGUGUUGCUUCUGAUCAGCGUAAUCUUGAAAAGUUUGCUAGUGUUUUAAGGGAAAAUGAUGCUGCAGAUAUUGCAAGCCAAAGGCAACUAAUUCUACAACCAAACCCCAGCCCUUUGAUAUUUGAAGAUGAAAUAUAUGGAGAUAUUGUUAUUGAUCAUCCCUUGAUUGUGAAAAUUAUCAAAACACGUCAAUUUCAGAGAUUAAAAGAUAUCAAGCAAUUAGGAUUUACUUACCAAAAUAUACCAAAAGCAAAUUAUUCAAGACUUCAACACAGUAUUGGCAUGUACUAUCUUGCUGGAGAAUAUCUUAAAGAACUUUGUAAGAAUCAACCUGAACUGAAGGCACAUAUAUCUGAGUCUGAUGUUUUGUGCGUACAAAUUGCUGCUCUUUGUUAUAAUCUGGGUUUUGGUCCUUUCUCUCAUACUUUUAAUAUGUUUCUGAAGGAAGUAAAAAAAGGAGAUAAAGCCGAAAAUCCUUGGGAUAAUGUUUCUGUUAAAAUGUUUGAAUACAUGUUAGAAGACACUAAAGAUUUAAUGGCAUCCUUUGAAGAAUAUUUUAAAAAUCCUGAAGAAAAUAUUGCAUUUAUCAAAGAACUUAUGAGAGGAAAUAAUGAGCGAAAAAAGUACAAAGGCAAAGAAUUUCUAUAUGAGAUUAUAUUAAAUGAAAGUGGUUUGAAUGUCAAUGUAAUUGAUUACACAACACGUGAUGCUGCUGUUUUGGGAACGAAAGUCACUUUCAAAUGGAGAGUAUUUCUUACCAAAAUUCGUGUUUUGAAGUGUACUGAUGGUAAACUACAUAUCUGCUUUCAUGAAGAC